Molecule: messenger RNA, 1749 nt
Organism: Trichophyton rubrum CBS 118892
Lineage: Eukaryota; Fungi; Ascomycota; Eurotiomycetes; Onygenales; Arthrodermataceae
Exons: 6
Coding region: 1-1749 (582 amino acids)
Molecular function (GO): Hsp90 protein binding
Source: RefSeq, a predicted model, not a curated record
AUGUUGAGUUUAGUUAAAUCCAACGUCUCAUCAUUAGCCGCCGUGCGCUUUACUGCUUCACGGGCUAACAUCAACGUCUUUAUGGAUCCAGCGGGCGAUCUAGGUGCUGCUGAUGAUAGGCGAGCACUUCUAGCCUACGGCCAAAGCCAAUACGCGCAGCGAAACUAUGCCAACGCUCUGACAGCUUUCACGACGGCCUUGGGCCAAGCAGAAGAUGAUAGAAUGAGGAUUUUGGACAACAGGUCCGCUACAUACUGCAAACUGGGCGAUUUGGACCUAGCCUUCAAGGAUGGGAAACGAAUGCUCAAACUCGACAAGUCAGACGCACGAGGCUAUCUGCGUACAGCUCAGGUUCUACAGCUGAAGAAAAGAUUCGAAGAUGCCCUAAGACUGUAUGAGCACGCUCUUAAAUCAGUGGACUCAAAGGAUGAAAACCGAUCUAAAAUUGAAGUAUUCAAAGCGAAGCUUGAUCGAGCUAUAAACCCACCCCGGCGGGAUCCAUUUUCUAUUUUCCCUCCCGAAAUUAUUGCCAUGGUUCUUCAGCAUUUCAAUGUACCAGCGCUGCUAAAACUGCUUCGGGUCUCUAAAAGGUGGAAUCAGCUAACCGUGUCUCUAGGCCAAGCCUUUUCACGGGUGGAUUUCACUCUCGCGAGACAACACACCGUUCCCUUCCAGGCAGUUCGUGCAUAUUGCGUGCGGCAUGCUAAGUUCAUAGAGUCUGCUGUUGUUGGCUGCAUUACCCCGCAAAACGCCUCGAAAACUUUACGUCUCCUUUCGAGAUGUCCAAGACUCGCCGAACUUAGUUUAAAUGUUCAAUUAGCAACACCGGAAGACAUCAAAAUACUCCAUGAUUUUACUGGACUGAAACAGUUGGUUGUCUGGCACCGUGAGCUGACUUCUGCGGAAUUCAACUCUCUGCUCGCAGCAUGUCCUACUCUCGAAUACGCUAAACUUUUGCUGAGUGAAGCAAAGAAGCGACAGGAUUGGAAGAGUUGCUCUCCUGCGCCUCGGAUUCGAAGUUUAUGCCUCACCUUUUAUGAGAUGACCGUCAUGAACCCAUUUUUCUUCGAUAGCUCAUUAAAGGAUACUAUGCCCGUGCUUGAAGAACUGGAGGUUUCCGGCGUUGAUGUAGAGAUGGAACUUCAUGGUGUGGACACAGACCUAUCUGAUCACCCGUCUCUAUGCACACUUUCCCUCAACAAGUUCACUUUGGAUGCUGCACUUAAGGCACUACCCACGCGUCUGGAAAAAUUAACUUUGAACUCUGUUCUCAUCGAUCCAGUUAUUGGGGCCGUGCCUGUAUACAGCUUCCUAAAUGGCCUCUCAAAAUUGAGGGUACUAAGCUUUUCCAGCCUCUCAUGUGACAUAGGCUUCAUGAUUGACGGUUACUUUUCUGCCUUGGAAUCAAGUCUGACUCCAGAUUUAACGAUUCUUGAUAUUGCAUACUGCAAUUUCACUGCAGAGGAGCUGGUCCCUUUCAUGAAGAAAGGGUAUUUACGCUCGGUAACGGAACUGGGUAUUCCUGGCAUUAUGGGUAUGAAUGAUAGCAUCACAGAAAUCAUGAUUGAUACGAUGCCCAGCCUAAAGAUGCUAAAUUUAUCGCUUACUGAAGUUACGGGGUACUCGGUUAAGUUGCUCGCGGAUGCGCCAAAUAUGAACCUAGAAAGGAUUUUGUUGUUGAACCCCGCGACUCCAAUUAGCAGAGAUGCAAUUGAAUAUGGGCGCAGUAAAGGGAUCACUUUUCGAUAA